This is a messenger RNA of Tachysurus vachellii, 4250 nucleotides long. It is a transcript of the gene kcnab2a, whose product is annotated as potassium voltage-gated channel subfamily A regulatory beta subunit 2a. The record is from RefSeq and is a predicted model, not a curated record. NCBI's taxonomy places the organism in Eukaryota, Metazoa, Chordata, Actinopteri, Siluriformes, Bagridae. Gene Ontology annotation, molecular function: transmembrane transporter binding; voltage-gated potassium channel activity; potassium channel regulator activity. The transcript is spliced from 14 exons. Gene Ontology annotation, cellular component: juxtaparanode region of axon; extrinsic component of cytoplasmic side of plasma membrane; voltage-gated potassium channel complex. Gene Ontology annotation, biological process: regulation of action potential; potassium ion transport; transmembrane transport. Bases 379 to 1572 code for a protein of 397 amino acids.
GCAAGAAUAAGAGUGAAGAAGAAUAUCGCUAAGCUGCUGAACGAGGAAUGAGUGGAAAGAGUGCCGUUUGUUUAUGGACAGUCAAACUAGAGUUGUAGGAGUGUGUGUGUGUGUGUGAGAUCUCAGAGCUUCACACCUCACGGCACAAUGAGACGAGUGAAGACAGAGACUGUUCACGUGUAACGAGAGAAUCCAUGUGAGAUUAGAGCUCUGGCCGUCUUGAUUCUUCUCACUCGCAGCCGAGGUACGAAGGAGAAACGUCCGCUUGUGCUUUUGUUUCAGCUUUGCGCUAAAGUGUGUGUGUGUGUGUGAGAGUGAGUGAGGGGGAAAGAGGGGCAUUUUGGAUUGUUGUGAUCACACUGCGUGGCCCGGGUCAGGAUGCAGGUGUCGUUUGUGUGCACCGACCACCGCUCGAUGAGCCGCAGCACGGACGAGCGCAUGAACCGGCAGAACGCCAGCAGCCCGAACGCCGGCACGCGCAGCAAGUUCAGAGCCGUUGCCAUGGUGGCACGCAGCCUCGGACAACUGUCCGUCCAGAGCGUGCCGUCCUCCAGCGACCAGAGCAUAAGAACCGGCAUGAAGUAUAGAAAUCUUGGGAAGUCUGGAUUGAGGGUGUCGUGCCUCGGGUUAGGAACAUGGGUGACGUUUGGGGGUCAGAUCACAGACGAGAUGGCCGAACAGCUGAUGACUCUGGCGUACGAGAACGGGAUCAAUCUGUUCGACACGGCUGAGGUCUACGCUGCAGGAAAGGCUGAGGUGGUGCUGGGUAACAUCAUAAAGAAGAAAGGAUGGAGGCGUUCCAGUUUAGUGAUCACCACAAAAAUAUUCUGGGGUGGAAAAGCAGAGACCGAACGAGGACUUUCCCGGAAGCACAUAAUAGAAGGUUUAAAAGCUUCACUGGAGAGGUUGCAGUUAGACUACGUAGACGUGGUGUUCGCUAACAGACCCGACCCCAACACGCCCAUGGAAGAGACGGUGCGAGCAAUGACCCAUGUGAUCAAUCAGGGAAUGGCGAUGUACUGGGGCACGUCCCGCUGGAGUCCCAUGGAGAUCAUGGAAGCGUACUCCGUGGCACGACAGUUUAACCAGAUCCCCCCGAUCUGCGAGCAGGCCGAGUAUCACAUGUUCCAGAGAGAGAAAGUCGAAGUGCAGUUGCCCGAACUCUUUCAUAAGAUCGGCGUAGGCGCAAUGACGUGGUCUCCGCUGGCCUGUGGGAUCAUCUCAGGGAAAUACGACAGCGGCGUUCCACCGUACUCUCGCGCCUCUCUCAGGGGCUACCAGUGGUUGAAGGACAAGAUCUUGAGCGAGGAAGGCCGGCGUCAGCAGACGAAGCUGAAAGAGCUGCAGGCCAUCGCCGAGCGGCUGGGGUGUACGCUGCCACAGCUCGCCAUCGCGUGGUGCCUAAGGAAUGAAGGAGUCAGCUCCGUGCUCUUAGGAGCCUCCAACACGGAACAGCUGAUGGAGAAUAUAGGAGCGAUACAGGUCCUUCCGAAGCUGUCGUCCUCCAUCGUGCACGAAGUGGACAGCAUACUGGGGAACAAGCCCUACAGUAAAAAGGACUAUCGCUCAUAGUGUGUGUGUGUGUGUGCGCGUGUGUGUGUGUGUGUUGCCCAGAGGCCACCCUGCACUGAGCCCUUUGCCUGUUCCUCUGUUUGCUUGAGCUUUUACUUGAAUGAGUAAGCAGCAGCGCAUGAGACUGGCAGGUACACCCACAUACACGGGGAAUAAUCAAGAGAAAUAUCAAAAAAUACACACAAAAAAAAAUAGAGAUUAAUAUUAACGGAAAGAGAAAAAGAAAGAGAAAAAAGAAAGAUCUAGACCUUCCUCCCUGGGAGGAUUAUUACAAGUUGAUUAAAGAAGAAGGAGAAAGAGGCAAAAAAAAAUAAAAAUCGCACACAAACGCUUGCUUUGGCUGUAGGAAAUAUUCGGUUUUCCUCCUGCGCAUUGUUUUUGAUACUCGACGCAUAUUUGACCAAAAAUAAAAACGUAUGUUAAAAAAAUAAAUAAAUGCAGUGCUUCGUUUGAUCUAGACGAUCGCGUCAUGAUUAGUUGCACAUCUCCCGUAGUCACUCAUGAGGUCCGUCUCUCCGAAACCAUUCACUGUGUCGUCUGCGUCACGAUUGCACACACCCCCCACCCCCCACCCCCCCGAGCAGAUGAGCCAAUCAGCACUUUAAGAGUCCAUCUGAGGGAGUGGCUAUGGGAGGCACGGCGUUUAAACACAAAUACGAGCGUCAUCUUUAGUUUUUAGUUGUUAGUUGUUUUGUUUCCCUGAAGUCCAGUCGCCUCAGAGCCGCAGCACUGAUCCUGAUGUUGUUAUGGAAUUAUUUCUCAAAUCCAGUUUGUGUGCUACUGGAACUUUGUGUUUGUGUAUCUGCUGACCUGGCAGACUGUCAAGUGGCGUGUUAUACCGGAGCGUCACGUCACGUCACGUCACGCGUGUGAAUGUGUUUAAGUACAUACGGUACGAGCGCAUGCGGUCUCUCACUCGUAGACGCCGGACGUCACCGUUAACGUUUACGAUCCGGCGUCGUUAACGUGGCUAAAGCCAAAGAUAUUAUCCCAGCUUCGUCUGUAACGUCUCACUGUAUCUCUCCCUGUCUGAAACGAACAAAAAAAAUCAUUUAACAGCAUGUUUUUCUUGUUCUUUACUUACUCUAUAAUCAUACAUCAUAUAUCUGUCCUCCCGAGUAUAUACUCACUCCGGCCAGAACGCCUAGCCGUAUAGAUAUUAACACGUGUAUACAGUACAUUCGCACCCCCACAUGUUAGGAAUGUCAUGAGACUUUUUCUCUACCGUAAAUAAAACCACAGCCGAAUUCGAACACGAAGGAAAACGACGGAUUCUUUACGAAACCUAACGAAAACUUCUCCCCAAACUGCACGUGUUCCACCCCCCCACCCCCAAAAAAAGCAUGCGCUCUCUUUACACCAUCACACCGCUGUAAAAUAGUAAAAAAAAACAAAAAAACGGUGCAUUUACAUUUCUUUGUUUCUUACAAUUUUAUUUGCCUAAGUCGCAAAACUUUCACCAGAGCCGUCGGUCCGUGUCACGUGGACAGGAUUUAGUUUAGAGUUAAAUCAAAACCAGACGAAGGUCGAAGGUCGAUAUCGGGUUAAAAACGAGUAGUACGGAUAUUAGAGUAGAUUAAGACUUAAGAUCUUUUAGCUGUCGUUUAGUUUAGUUUUAGACGAUACACAUCACUGUGCUCCAUGCAGUAGAUCUCCUGCUGUGUGUGUUUGACUAUUAGGACGUCGUGAAAGUCGAUUCUGAAUCAAAACAAAAAACAAACAGAUGUCGCUGUUUUAACGUCUAUUUUUUUUUUUUAAUUUGUGGAAACGUCAAACGUCUCGUUUGUUUUGUACUUUUUAUGGCGUCGCCCUGUUUCUGUGUCAGAGAUUCUCUCAGGAAAGAAGGGCAUUACUGUGUGUUAGUCUGCGGUGGGAAAAUUACUACAGUGUUCUGUCGUGCACUAGCGCCACACGUGGUCACGAGCGAGUACUGCAUCCGGAGAAGAUAAAGAUCUAAUAAUAAUAAUAAUAAUAAUGCUAAAAAUCAUCAGUGGUACAAGCUUACUGUCGAUCUCGUUCUCUAAAGGAAACGUCUUGUGCUUCACAUCUCCCGAAGUAAAACGAGACAGGACGGUGUUUUUUUUUCCCCCAGAACAGUGCAUUAGUGCUUUAAUGUUUCUACGUGAAACACGUUAGUGCAAAUGGUGAAAGCAUGGCCUUUUUUUUUCUUUUUCUUUUUCCUCCUUUAUUAAACACAUCACCGAAACCAGACCCGUGGAUCGACGAAGAUCCACAGCUUUUAAGCACCAUCUGCUAUUUGCUGAGAAAUCAUUUAUGUUUAGUAUUUUAGAGCCUUCGGUUGAAAGAAGAAAAAAAAAAAACAGGGGAUUUUAUUUUUUUAGCUUUCUUCGUUGCCCUGAUUUGUUAUUGACAUGAUGAUGAUGAUGAUGAUGAUGAGCAUCUAUUUGCACUGAAUAUGCAUUUUGAAGAACUCUGUAUAAUGUAUACAACGGCAAGCUUACAUUUCCACCCGUGUGUGGAGAGAUACUGUAUGUCCAGACAGAUAUCUGUAUAUAGUUUGACCUUUGUACAUAUAUACAUAUAAAUGGUUGUGAUCACUUUGGCCUUUUAUUUCUCUCUCUUUUUUUUUUCUUUCUUUCUUUUUUUCAUUGGCAGACAUUGCUAACUGCAUUGUGCUUGAAUUGGAAUUUAGAUAUGUACAGCUUCAGUAUCUAUGA